UUAAAUAUAACCCAGCACAGGGGCAGGAAGGUUUAGCGCCGUAGCCCCGCGUGUUCGCGGGCUGGCAGCGGCGGCGGCGGUCAAUAACAAGUCACUUCCCGGCCCUGCUGACCAUGGCUGACUCCGAGCUGCCCUCAGGCUGGGAGAAGCGUGUCAGCCGAUCCACAGGUUUGACUUACUACUUGAAUGUGUACACCAAGGAGAGCCAGUGGGAUGUGCCAACAGAGCCAGCCAAGCCAGCUGCAGGCACUGGUAGCGGUGGGCCAGACCGAGUCCAGUGUUCCCACCUGCUUGUGAAGCAUGCAGGGUCACGCAGACCUUCCUCAUGGCGUCAGGAAAACAUAACCAUCUCAAAGGAAGAAGCUAUUGAACAACUGAAAGAAUAUCGUGCAGAAAUCACAUCUGGACAGUCUUCAUUUGCAGAAUUAGCUAGCAGGGUGUCUGACUGCAGCUCAGCCAAGCGUGGGGGAGAUCUUGGGUUGUUUGGACGUGGAGCAAUGCAGAAACCAUUUGAGGAUGCUGCAUUUGCCUUAAAGGUUGGAGAAUUAAGCAAGAUAGUGGAUACUGAUUCAGGAGUUCACAUUAUUUUGCGCACAGCAUAAGUAGAGAAAAAGCUUAUUUAAUCAGUGAUUCAAAGGAAUGUUGCAAGAAGUUUUACUUAAAUUGUUAGCUAAUUUUCCAAGUACUAAUAUGCCUUCACAUAAACUUUAAACUGACAGACAAGAAUGUCAUGCUUAACCAACAAAAUAUUACAAAUCUGUUAUUGAUUAAUAAAAUUUUACCAUA
This is a messenger RNA of Eriocheir sinensis (Chinese mitten crab), 786 nucleotides long. Its product is annotated as putative peptidyl-prolyl cis-trans isomerase dodo. Lineage: Eukaryota; Metazoa; Arthropoda; Malacostraca; Decapoda; Varunidae. The coding region runs from base 114 to 602 and encodes 162 amino acids. Gene Ontology annotation, cellular component: nucleus; cytosol. The record is from RefSeq and is a predicted model, not a curated record. The transcript is spliced from 4 exons. Gene Ontology annotation, molecular function: peptidyl-prolyl cis-trans isomerase activity; protein binding.